AUGUCAUAUAAUAUUCCUUACGAUUAUACCGAAAAUGUUUAUUCUGAACAUGAGCUUAAUUUUCGUGAAUCUGUUGGGUCCGAGUGCAAACAAGUGAUAUAUUUUGCUUUAGAUGGAUUAGAACGCAAUAUUAACAGAAAAGGAACAUCUAAUAUAUGGG
This is a messenger RNA of Racocetra persica, 160 nucleotides long. The record is from the annotation of a GenBank genome assembly. NCBI's taxonomy places the organism in Eukaryota, Fungi, Glomeromycota, Glomeromycetes, Diversisporales, Gigasporaceae.